Trifolium pratense (red clover) is the source of this 1994-nucleotide messenger RNA. RefSeq names its product putative pentatricopeptide repeat-containing protein At1g12700, mitochondrial. The record is from RefSeq and is a predicted model, not a curated record. NCBI's taxonomy places the organism in Eukaryota, Viridiplantae, Streptophyta, Magnoliopsida, Fabales, Fabaceae. Bases 58 to 1689 code for a protein of 543 amino acids. The transcript has 3 exons. Gene Ontology annotation, molecular function: protein binding.
CAGUGAUUUUCUUCUUAUCCAAAACUAACAUCUCCUUCUUCACUCACAACCGUUAGAAUGUCAUUUUUAGUGUUAAGUUACGGUGUCGCCGGUGCUAUCCCUCUUUCCACUCCCAACAAUUUGUGUCUUCCGAUUCCCAAUUUCAAUCGUAGCAGAUUUAACUCUCAAGCUCAUUCCAAUUCCCAAUUACGUCACAAUCUUGUCAACCCUACCCCAUCAUCCGUCUUCGAACUCGGUAAGAUGUUAACUUCCCUAGUUAAAAACAAGCAGUUUGACACUGCUAUUUCCCUCUCUAAUCAAAUGGAGCUCAAUGGAAUUCAACCUAACUUUGUUACUUUGAACAUCUUACUCAAUUGUUUCUGCCGCAUUGGUCAACUCAAUUUUGCAUUUUCUGUAUUGGCUAAAAUUCUCAAGCUAGGCUAUCAGCCUAAUACAAUAACAAUGGCUACACUUAUGAAAGGCAUGUGUCUUAGUGGUCAGGUUACUAAAGCUUUGGAUUUUCAUGACGAUGUUAUAUCAAAGGGAUUUCAGCUUGAUCAAAUUAGUUAUGGAAUCUUGAUUGAUGGCUUAUGUAAAAAAGGAGAAACAACAGCUGCCCUACAGUUGGUUAGAAAGAUUGAAGCGUUAAUGGUUAAACCAAACGUGGUAAUGUACAACAUAGUCAUUCAUAGUCUUUGCAAGGAUAAACUCGUGAAUGAUGCCUUUCAUUUAUAUUCUGAAAUGAUUGUCAAUAAUAUUUAUCCUGAUGUUGUCACUUGCAAUACUUUAAUAUACGGCCUUUGCAUUGUGUGUCAAUUCAAAGAAGCUGUUGGUUUGUUAAAUGAAAUGUUGUUGAAAAACCUCAGCCCAAAUGUUCUUACUUUUACUACACUGAUUGAUGGUUUAUCUAAGGAAGGAGAGGUGAGAAAAGCUACAAAUGUCUUAGCUGUUAUGAUAAAACAAGGUGUGAAACCAGAUGUUGUUACUUAUAAUUCUUUAAUGGAGGGGUAUUUCUUGGUUAAAGAAGUGAACAUGGCCAAAUAUGUAUUCAACACUAUUGCUCAAACGGAAGUGAAACCAGAUGUUUGUACUUACACAGUCAUGAUUAAUGGAUUAUGCAAGAAUAAAAUGGUGGAUGAAGCCAUGGAUCUCUUGAAAGAAAUGUAUUUAAAAAACAUCUCUCCUGAUACUAUAACAUACAGUUCGCUUAUUGAUGGGCUUUGCAAAUCGGGGAGAAUCUCUGAUGUUUGGUAUCUUCUUGAUGAGAUGCAUGAUAGAGGCCAUCCUGCUAAUGUGAUCACUUACACUUCUAUAUUGGAUGCAUUGUGCAAAAACCAUCAGUUUGACAAGGCAAUUGAAUUAUUGGCGAAGAUCAAAGACCAACGAAUUCAGCUAAAUAUGCAUACAUACACUAUACUUGUCAAUGGACUAUGCAAAAAUGGAAGACUUAAGGAUGCACUAGUGGUUUAUCAGGAUCUUUUGAUUAAAGGCUACUAUUUAGAUGUGACGAUGUAUACUGUUAUGAUUAACGGGCUUUGUAAAGAGGGAUUGAUUGAUGAAGCAUUGUCCUUAAUGUCAAAAAUGGAAGAUAAUGGUUGCACCCCUGACGGCAUAACUUACACAACUCUUAUUGAUGCUUUGUCCAAAAAUGGAAAGAAUGAGAAGGCGAUGAAACUUUAUCGUGAAAUGAUUGCUAGAGGUCUUUUAUAAGAGUCGAACUAGAGAAAACGAUGUCAUUAUGGAAGAAGUCGAAGCAAUUUCUGCGUCGCCAUCAGGACUAUUACCAUUCAGAGGAUGAAUCGGACAAUAUAAUUGAUGAUGACCUGUGAGUAUAUUAUUCAAAUCAUUGUUGUAGAGUGUGUUUGGGUGCCAAGUGCAUAUUCAUUUUCUCACAUUCAGAAGCAUAUUGUACCGUGUGUUAACCGGUGAAAGAAUUGUUUGAUAAAGGAAUGCUACUUUUGUUGGUGUCUAAUUAAAAUUCAUAAGGAAUAGAAAUUUCAGAGCACUUAUGUUCC